AUGGCUACCAGUUUCCCCUACCCAGAAUCAGUACAUUCCAAGCGACCCAAGACUGCAUCUGUAUUGAAGGCAUUCAUCCAUAAGCGCACUCCUUCUGAAGGAUCAACUCUCUCACCUGCGAACUCACCGGGUGACUUCUUUGUAGCUUCUCCAGCUUUUGAAGAUAUGCCUUCUCCGACAGAUUAUACCCACCAUCGCGCUCUCGCAGAUAUUCAACGAAAUCAACAAACUUCUUCCAUCCUGGCGCCUUACACCACUUCCCAAGAAGGACUUCGACCGAAGACUGGUAUAGGAGGUAGGGGUUUGCACAAGAAGACAUUGAGUGCGUUGUCUCUCAAGUCAUUGGCAAGCCCAGCGAAGGAUUACAGUAAAGGAACAUCAAUUCGAGACAAGUCUCCUACGAAGCCCAAAAAGACCAAAUCCUCGACAAGUCUGGUUGGCCUCCUUACGCGCCCGAAGUCAUCCAAGAACCUUAAGCUCGAUGUAGAGCUGGCACAACGCAAUUUAAAGGACAAAGAGAAUUGCACCCCGGAGCUAUCACCCCCUGUUACAGAAUCCGAUACACGUCCUCCACGACCAACAAUAUAUUCACAAUUCUCAAGCGAAAUGUUCACAAAGCAACCUCUGGGAGGGAAGUUUCUCGAGGAUCAAAUCGACCGUUAUACACCCGAGAACUAUUCACCAAGUAAACAACGAAACUUCUACAAUGGACCAAAUACACAACCGAGUCUUGCAAGCCGAGAAGGUGGAUCGAUACGGCCGCAUUCCACAUAUUUACCCAGCAGUUUCAGUAUCCAAGACAUUCAUAGGAAGUUUAGCGGGGACAGCAAGAACAGAUCCAGUAUUGACAUUCCAAGGCGACAAGUCUCGAACGAAAAGAACCAGAGUUGUGAUAUUCGGACUUCUGUCGAUAUAAGACCAAGACCAAGCUUCCAGCGAUCGAGCACCGAGAUAUCGGUUGCUUCCAUCAAAACGGCUAGCAGUACUCGAGGCUCUCGAGUCAUGGCGGCAGUUUCCAACUUCACGGCAAAGGCAAGGGGGGAUAGUGGAGGAUAUGCUCCAAUACAAACACCGACUUCUGCGACUUUUGGGCCCGACCGACCCCUCAAUGAUAGAGAAAUCGACGCCGAAUUCGAAGCUAUGUUGGACAGGCGGAAUAUUCCGGAACAUCAACGAGGGAAGAUGAGGAAUCUCGCCAAGUCGAUGAAGAAAGACUUCAUUAAACAAGAUUGGGCCGAAACGGCUGCCGCGAAAGUCUUGAGGCCUUCCAGCCAUGGUAGUGAUACAAGUGGAGAAAAUAGAAAGACGGAGGAAGCCCAGGAGUUGAAGAAGAAAAAGAGACCAAGAAGUCGAACUUUCACUCUGUCCAGAUCGACGAGUAAGGAACGGCCAGCCGACAAGGACAAAAAGUCAGAAGGUAUUGUUGGAAAUAGGAAAUCUACAGAGUCUUUGAAUGGGACCAGGUCGCUCACCUCUGCUGGCGCACAAGUAGCACAGAAUUUGAUUGCCAAGGCUAAAGGCUUGACAUCAGAUGAUUUUGUGGCAUAUAUGAGAAAGGUCCGGAAACCAGAGUUGGUGGAGGUUGGAAGAUUGCAUAAGCUCAGGCUUUUAUUACGAAACGAGACAGUGGCCUGGACGGAUAAUUUCGUUCGUCAAGGAGGCAUGGAAGAGAUCGUAGGAUUACUACAUAGGACUAUGGAAGUCGAAUGGAGAGAGGAGCAUGAGGAUGCUUUACUUCAUGAAGUUUUGCUUUGCUUAAAGGCACUUUCAACUACAGCUCUAGCUCUCCAACAUCUCAACAUCAUCCAAAAAACCCUCUUCCCUGCUCUUCUCCAUAUGCUUUUUGACGAGGAGAAAAAGGGGCCAGCCGAAUUUACCACCCGAAAUAUUGUGACUUCGCUUCUAUUCACUUACCUCAAGUCCGCUACCCUUAGCGAGCGCGCAACCCGAGCUCGAUUCCUCCUCUCAUAUCUACGCGAUCCGGAACCCAACGAGUCCCAACGUCCUGUUGAUUUCGUCCUCGAUAUGCGCCGUCAACGUCCUUAUCGCGUUUGGUGUAAAGAAGUUACUAAUGUCACCAAAGAAGUUUUCUGGAUCUUCCUUCACAAUCUCAACGUUAUCCCUCGUCCAGAUUCACGUCAUGCUCCAGAACCACUCAAUCAUCUCCCUCCCGAUCUCCCAUACAUGAUCAAACAUUUUCCACAAGAACUUCCUCCGGUUCCAGCUGCACCAUAUGUUGGAGGAGUUGAGUGGGAUGCAACUAAUUAUCUCGCUUCUCACCUCGAUAUUGUCAACGGCUGCAUUGCUUCUCUACCCACUCUUGAAGAACGCAAUCAAGUGCGCGACGAGUUGAAAGUCUCCGGCUGGGAAAAAUGUAUGGGUUCUACGUUGCGUUUAUGCAAGGAGAAAUUUUAUGGUGGUGUUCAUGCAGGACUGAGAUGUUGGGUCGCGGCUGCAAUGGAAGAUGGUUGGGAGACCAAAGAUGUGAGAUGUGGUCCCAGUGCUGAUAAUAGAAGUCCGGUACGAAAGACUGGUAGUCCGAAGAAAGUAGCCGGUGCACUGGUGGAAAAUUCUCCUCCCAAGAUUGAUAUGAAAUUGAGUUUUGCACAGAAUAGGGUUGACAAUGGGGGAGAUGCUUGGAUUUGA
Molecule: messenger RNA, 2646 nt
Organism: Sclerotinia borealis F-4128
Lineage: Eukaryota; Fungi; Ascomycota; Leotiomycetes; Helotiales; Sclerotiniaceae
Source: the annotation of a GenBank genome assembly